Molecule: messenger RNA, 1088 nt
Organism: Cynara cardunculus var. scolymus (artichoke)
Lineage: Eukaryota; Viridiplantae; Streptophyta; Magnoliopsida; Asterales; Asteraceae
Product: probable E3 ubiquitin-protein ligase RHA4A
Exons: 3
Coding region: 48-737 (229 amino acids)
Source: RefSeq, a predicted model, not a curated record
GGUAGGGUUUAUAAUUUGAUUUGAGAGUGGGAGUGGGAGUGAAAACAAUGAGUGUUCCUGAAGCUCCAAGCAUCAACUAUCAUCCAUACUCCCAUGCACUUCAAAUUAGGGUUUACCAAGCUUUCAUAUUCUCCAUCCCAAUCCUCUUCUCCAUCAUACUCUUCCUUUUGUUCUACUUGUUCUACCUCAAAAGAAGGGCUUAUGCUAUUUCUUCUUCCCCACCAACACUUCCACCUUCUACAUUCAAUUAUGCUACUUCAUUUCUCCCCAUGUCUCAUCAUGUAAUGGGAUUGAAAGGAGAUCUCAAGGAUAAGCUGCCGAAGGUCAUUUUUGGUGAAGAUUUAAAAGCAAAGGAUUCACUAUGCUGUGUUUGUCUUGGUGAAUUCGAAAUGAAUGAAGAGUUGAUUCAAGUGCCAUCAUGCAAGCAUAUCUUCCACAGAGACUGUAUUCACCAUUGGCUUCAAUCCAAUUCCACUUGUCCCCUUUGUAGAUGCUGUGUUUUUUUAGCUGUGGGCCCUCUUUCACUACCUGUGGUGGGCCCACCAACAGAGCCCCAUUCUAGUGGUGACGAUGAUGACCCACCAACUGAAGGUACAACAUGUGAAGCACAAGGUACAACCACCACAACUGCUGCUGCCAGUAGCAGUAAUAGCAACUGUCUAAGAGUCUCCUCCAACUCCAGUCAUGUGUCUAGUGGGCUUUCUGUAGUUAUACAUGUUGGAGUUGGACCCCAAUAACACUAGUCAAAAUAUCUUACAAGAUACUAGAAAUUGGCAUAUAUAUAUAUAUAUGAUCGGUUCAAAUCACACUAAAGAUGAAGAAUAUAUGCGCGUUUUGUUGUGUAAAGUUAUUAUAUACUUCCAAAUAAGUCGUGAAAUAAAGCUAGGAGAGUACUUAAAUCAGAUACUCGAGAGGUGAUCGUGGACUAGGGUCGAGGAUAGGAUGGGAUCGUAGCUCAUGUUCGUGAUCCAAAUCCUUUUGUAUAUUGGCAUUCCGUUAGUUUGUGACGGAAGGAAUUUUGAGAAGGUGGUCAAAAGAGUAGCAUUAAUGUUUUAUAUAUGUGGAAUUUAAUACAUGAAUUUUAACCC